Chelonus insularis is the source of this 1578-nucleotide messenger RNA. RefSeq names its product mitochondrial amidoxime-reducing component 1-like. NCBI's taxonomy places the organism in Eukaryota, Metazoa, Arthropoda, Insecta, Hymenoptera, Braconidae. The record is from RefSeq and is a predicted model, not a curated record. Bases 368 to 1540 code for a protein of 390 amino acids. The transcript is spliced from 6 exons. Gene Ontology annotation, molecular function: catalytic activity; molybdenum ion binding; pyridoxal phosphate binding.
UGUAUAAAUAUAAACAUGAUAAUAAUGUGUAAAAAUUAUAGUAUCAUCGUAAAUUCUGAUAAUUAUUGCUAGAUAACUUUGGUUGGGAAGGUGAGAAAGAAAAAAAAUUUAGUGACAAACAUAUGCUGUAAGAAGCCGGUGAAGGUUCAGGUAAUGCAAUUGAUUGCUAAAAUGGAGGUCACGUUUUAAUAAGAUGGGUUUAGAACACAGCUACUACUAGAGAAGAAAUUAUAUUGACAAGAAUAACUUAAACGUGAGCUAUUCAAAAAUAUAACGAAACUUGAAUGAAUAUGUAGUACUACAGUAUAUUGUUAGACACAAGUGGACUGGGUUAGUGAAUAGAGCAAGACUUGCUAGUUUUCGUUGUAUGAAAAAUUGCUUUGCAUUUAACAAAGUUAUGAAGAACUUUUUGACUUGGCGAUUUGGAGUCGUAAUUAGUUGUGGAGUGACAAUGGGAGUUGUUUUAAUAUUUUUGAAUCACAUAAAAAAGCCAAAAAAGAAUAAAAAAAAUCCAGAUAAGAAAAAUAAUAAAACUUUUCCAACACAACCAAAGCGAAUAGUGACAUCAAAUCAAAUACUAGAAUUGCCCUAUCCACGGUGGAAAAAAGUUGGAAAAGUAAAAGAACUAUAUUUUUAUCCGCUCAAAUCAGGCCGCGGGAAAGAACUUUCUGAAUGUCUGUUUACAGAAUGUGGCAUUGCAGUUAAUAAUAAAGGAGUUCUUACUCUCAAAGACAGAAUGUUUUUGAUCUACAAUGAAGAGACUGGUAAAUUUAUAACUAGUAGAGUCUAUCCUACAUUGAUUCUAGUUAGUCUUUCUGCUGUUAAUGAAUCUAAAGUAAAGCUAGAAGCAGUGGGAAUGUCGACAUUAAUUUUUGAUAUCCCAGAGCAGUCAGCUACAAAGAACUAUGUAACUUGUUCUAUGUGGUGGAAUGAAAAAGUAAAAUGUAUCGAUUGUGGAGAUGAAUCUGCUAAAUGGAUAUCUGAAUUUCUCACUGGAACAAACUCUGGUUUAAGAGUUGGUUUGUCUUCUCUAGAUCAAAGAAAUAUACUUAAAGGACCGUGGGAAAAAUUUACUAAAGUUUACGAUAAAAUAACAAAUGAUGACGUGGGAUUGUUUUCUGAUCUAUCGAGCUACAUGCUUUUAACCGAAUCCUCUUUAGAGGAAUUGAAUAGAAAACUGGAAAAUCCUGUUUCUUCUCUUCAAUUAAGACCAAACAUUGUAGUGUCAGGCUCGGAAAGUUUUGCUGAAGAUAACUGGGAGUGGAUUAAAAUUGGUGAAAGUGCUGUAAUUAGAAACAUAAAACCUUGUCCAAGAUGUUCAAUGAUUCGAGUAGACCCUGACACUGGGAAAAUCGAUAAAGAAGAACCUACUAAGACAUUAAAAACAUUUCGUGAACAAAUCGACAAAGAAAAAAUAAAAGUUGAUGGUACCGCCCCAAUUAUGGGGAUUUAUUGUGGUCUUUACGUCAGUGGACAUGUCAAAGUUAACGAUGAUGUUUUUGUCCAUGUACCACAAACUAUUCGUACAACACAAUUGUGAUUUUCUAUGUUAAAUAUGAAUAGAUUAAAAAAUAUUUA